Messenger RNA from Seriola dumerili (greater amberjack), 2023 nucleotides. RefSeq names its product zinc finger protein 675-like. Gene Ontology annotation, cellular component: nucleus. The transcript has 3 exons. The coding region runs from base 101 to 973 and encodes 290 amino acids. Gene Ontology annotation, molecular function: DNA-binding transcription factor activity, RNA polymerase II-specific; RNA polymerase II transcription regulatory region sequence-specific DNA binding. Gene Ontology annotation, biological process: regulation of transcription by RNA polymerase II. The record is from RefSeq and is a predicted model, not a curated record. Lineage: Eukaryota; Metazoa; Chordata; Actinopteri; Carangiformes; Carangidae.
CACGGGUCUACAGCGCAUCAUGGCGGCCGGGCGUUGAUGAGAGGAUGAUAAACACAGAGAACAGCUGAACGAUGGGAAGAGAAACUGAAGAGGAGGCAUCAUGAGUUCCUCAGAGCAGAAACGGAGAGGCAAACAGAGACCCAGACCUCACAGCUGUCAGUUCUGUGACAAAGCCUUCACAUCAACACAACACCUGAAGGACCAUCAGAGUGUUCACACCGGAGACAAACCGCAUCACUGUGACCAGUGUGGAAAGGAUUUCACUCAGUUGAGCAGCUUAAGAACUCACCACCGAAUCCACAGUGGAGAUAAACCGCACCAUUGUGACGAGUGCGGGAAAUCUUUCACGCAGUCGGGAACAUUAAAGCUCCAUCAGCGGCGACACGCCGGUGAGAAACCGUACAGUUGUGAAUACUGCGGAAAGAGCUUCACCGAUUCAUUCUCAUGCCAACAACACAAACACAUCCACAGCGGUGACAAAACUUUCCAGUGUCCACUCUGCUCCAAAGUCUUCCUCACGCAGUCCAACCUGACGAGACACCGGCGUCUCCACACGGGAGAGAAGCUCUAUCCCUGCGAGCUGUGUGGGAGGAGCUUCAGCCAUUAUUCCUCAUACACAGUCCACCAGCGGAUCCACACCGGAGAGAGACCGUACCGGUGUCGCUUCUGCGACAAAACCUUCACGUCGUCAACCAACCACUCCGAACACGAGCGCGUCCACACAGGAGAGAGACCGUACAGCUGCGACCGGUGCGGGAAGAGCUUCAGUCACAUAACAACGUGUCUGCUGCACAAACGGGUCCACACCGGAGACAAACCGUACCGCUGCGAGCACUGCGGCAAAAGCUUCAUCACGUCCUCCAAUCUGUCAAGACACGUCCGGACUCACACCGGAGAGAAACCGUACUGGUGCGACCGGUGUAAGAAACACUUCACGUUCUCCAACCAGCUGAAGAGACACCGCUGCGUCUGAGCCGAGAUGGACGAAUAUGAGAAGCACAUUUGGUUGUAAUUUACACCUCAUCAUACACUCGGUACAGUCUAAUGUACAGUCACAGUCUACUGCAGUGGUUCCCAACCUUUUCCAACUCAUGGUCCACUUGAAAAUUGGCUCACAUCCGACCCUGUAAUAAUACGGAGGCCAAAUAAUGUUUUCUCAGAACACUUUUUAUUAUAAUGAAGACGAUCAAACAUUCAGAACUGAACUGAAGCAGGUGAAGUAUAUAACAAGUAUACGAUCUGGUCUGGCCGGCGACAAUGUAAAAGUUCCUAUCAUCGUAUUAUCACAGUGAUAGGUCUUAAUAUGGGAAAUAAAAAACAAUGAAAGAAGUUUUUUUUUUUACAUUUUUAACAGUUUACUUUUAUAUCAGGGACAAUCCUUUGUUUUACAGGUCCUCAAUUUCAUAAUAAUUUUGUAGGAUGAUUCAUGAUGAGACCUGUGUCAUUUGGUAUUUAAUAUUAAGGCUUAAUAAUCAAGUGAUAUUUCUUCAAGAACUAGAAUCACCUUCUCCAUUAAGGUUACAUCCCUGUUUAUCCAGUCAUAUCAAAUACCAACUGUAAUUUCUGCAUGAAGUCACUUGACCUUUCACCACCAAAAUCUAAUCAGUUCAUCCUUGAGUCCUCGUGGAUGUUUGUGCCAAAUUUGAAGAAGUUCCCUCAAAGUGUGUCACUGGCGUGGAGGAAUAAAAUUGCGUGAUGUUUUCUGCUCCUGCACUUUGAGGUUUUUCUCUAUGAUUUAUGAAGCUAGAAAUAUUUUUGUCUUUAAGACGAUUCUCAUUUAAUUAUUAAGUGUAUAAAUGGUCAGAAAACAGUGAAAUAUCUCCACUAUAACUGUUUAUGAUCAACCAACUGUCCAGAACCUAAAGAUGUUGCGUUUACUGUCACAUGCGACAAAGUCCUGUGAAAAUCUUAUUUAUUAACUUUAUGAAUGUAUGUUUGUCUGUUUGAGGUCCGUUCAUGUGAAUGUGUAAAUGUGUAAAUGAAUGUGUUCAUUUACCUUUGACUUUUUGACAUAAUGAACCAA